UUAAUCAUUUGUUCCCAUUUGAUCUGAGGUUUAGCAAACACGGUUUCCUGGGAUGUAGGAGGAUAAUUUGCAGGUCCAGCUUGGCUCCGGAGGGGGCACUAACUAAUUUGACACCAUAACAUGACAUUGAUGGCAGACACACACUAAUGACUGCACUGCUCGAUGCUCCUGUCAGUCUGUCGCUGCACUGAACGGAGAGUUUCUUCUUAUUGCCAAAAAAAGUGCAGAGUGGUCCUACUAAUUAUUCAGACAUGCACUAUAAUGAGAAUCUUAGUGCUCCCUCCCAACAUACGAACCUCUCACUAAAGCUCCCAUUUGUCUGAUACGGUGGCUGAUUAGAAUUUGUUUCUUGAAUAGUAAAACCAUGGCUUAAAAUAAAGUGGAAAGGAUAAACAGCCUUUUAUUCUGCCUAAAACUCAGAAAGUGGCCAUUUUGAUUUCAAGCUGGGUUUUUUUUGUCAUUUAUUUACACCAGAAGAAUAGAAAAUUGGAUUAAUUUUUAAUAGUAUUUCUCAAAUAAUGUAGAUCUUCAUGGAGUUUUACUGUCUGGAUCACUCAGGACAUAAAUUUUGUGGAAAAAGGGAGGCUCUGAAGGUAUUUUCUUUCUCCUAGGAAAAAAAAAUUCCUAGAACAGAAACUUGUACUAGACAAAUCACAGGUUAAGAAUAAAAGGGCCUCUUUUUCUUAGUUUAUAUUGUUACAACUGAUUCCUCACUAGGUACUCUGAAAGUUUAUAAGGGCUCUAUGUAUCUCUGAAUGAUCUGGAUGUAAAAGCAUAAAGAGUAAGAAAAGUUGAAUGGUGCUUUCCAGAAUCAACCUUUAUCCCUCGCUAUGGGUCCUGAUCUAGCACAGCUGUGGAGCAUAUUUCAACUGCAUAUCUUUACCAUAUUUACACUUCUAUACUUUUCUAGUGCCUCUGCAGCAAUGCAGAAUUGCAAUCCCGGAAGAGGCCAAUGGACCGACCGGUGCGUGUCGUACGUUAAGCACACAGACUGAAGAUACGUUACUACCCUGAAAAAGAGCCUGAAUUUCUAAGGAUAACACUUAGGUCUUUCUGAAAAGCAAACCCUUCUAAGAGCGUUUCAAGUGGGCCACCAAAAGCCUAGCACACGCUACUGAGUCAUUUAGAAAAACGUUAUAAACUUGAAAGUGUUACACAUAAAGGUGAGGGAGACACACGCUCCACCACCAGCCCAGGACAGUUUGAAAGCCAUUACCAGCUAAUGGCUCUCUAGUGGUCUCCAGGAAUUGAAUCAGUGGUCUCCCUUCACAUGCUGUAUCUGCUCUGCAAAAGCCACAACUCUAUUAGGAACAUAUUAGAAAAUCUGAGGUCAAGAGGGAUCCCUGGCCCCAGCCAGGGCUCUACAACCCCCCACCUGUGCCCUCCUGGCUGCUCACUGCUCACUCGCACUGAGAUCUGUAUUUAAGAGGGGUUUUAUUUGCAUGGAUCCUCAUAGCUACACAGUUCUCACAUUAUGGUUCAUCACCCUUUUUUGACAGGGUACAAAUAAAGGAGCUACAGUGCAGCAUUAGAGCUCAGAGCCAAGUGCCAGACCAUCUCACGUGCUCAGCACCAGGGUCCCUUUGCACACAUACCAUCUUUAGAAACUGUGAUGCAGCAGAGCACUGGGCGCUUCACCAGUGGCCCCAAAUACUCCAAAAAUUAACAUCUGAAUAACUUCUACCAACAGCAGCACCACAAAUCUAUUGGAGCGGCACAACUUCCGAGAUGAAAGCAAAAGUACAUGUUUGGAGAGCCAAGCCAACGUAACGUAAAUACUGGGUACACGCUGUUACAUGUCAUUUUGCAGAGCAACAUGCGAAGGGCACAUGAAUCAUUAGUGAGAGAACAGCCCUGGCACCUACCCCAGAAAUACCUCAGCACUCAGCAGGAAAGAAAAGAUCAGAAAAAGAGAUCCCAGAAUCCUAAACGGAGGCUCAGCUCCUGAAGAAAGAUACACUUAACAGUGUUCAUCUCUUUGGAAAAUAGAGGUGCUGUAUCUUGGAUACAGCACCACUAACAUUUUCCACAUGGCUGGGGAUGGAUUGGUGAGUGGCCUUCUCCUAAACAAUGGCAUCUCUAUAUGCCAGCUGUCAGAAAAAUGAGGACAUGAUGCAUUUUGCUCUCUGUUCUUAUAAACCCCCAAUAUUAAUUCAGACAGAGGAGAAGAAAGUCAUCAAGUUUAUUUCAAACCAAAUUAUGCCAUGUUCAGCCACGUUGUGUGGACACACCACAGUAGCCUCCUCACCAGCAUGCCAGAGUGUGAAGAACAAUCCUUUUAUAUCCACAGCAUGACUUGGCCAACUUUAAAACGCAACAACUAAAAACUCCAACGUCCUUCUGUCAGUUUAACUGCUAAUUUGCAAUGGAUUUGGUUAUACUUCCCGUUUAAGGCAAGUUCUCCCUGAGCGCUGGCUAAGAAAUCUUGGGCAAGAGGAAGUAGCAACCACCAAAGAAUUAAAAAAACCCAAAACCAACCAAAUUAAAAAAAAAAAUAUCACCCACAGCUUCAGAGAUGGAGGCAGGAGCUCUCCUGCUGGUCCCUGGCUCUGCACUGGAGGGUGGCAGCAGCCCUGCAAUCUCAGGGUGUCCCGUUGCAGACGGCUGGGGUUCACCCAAGGCUAGAGAGAAGCUGUGGUGAGGGUAGCAGGCCAACCUGGCCAGCAAGGAGCAACAGCGAGGCAGCUCCCUCCUUUCCCUGCCAUCUCUGCCUCUGAGAAUGACUCAGAGGUUGGUGAGGCACAAAGGAUGCCAUUCCCCACAAGAACACAAAGACAGGAGAGGCUCACCCUCUGUCAGGAUGAGGAUCAGCUCUCGAUAUAGCUUCAGAUCACAAACUUCCUGAUCCUGAUGAUCUGCCAAGAUUUCCACAAGAGAUAACAGUUUUGCUCCCUGGGCCAUGGGCAGGGGGCUGUCUGGGGCCAGCUUGCUCCAUCAACCUGCCUCAAAAACCUUCCACAGGUCCCAAAGAAGACAAAGGGAGGAGGAUAUAAAGUUUUAGAAGUUUUCUGCAAAGCAAACUGCUAACUGAGCUUUAUGAAACACAUGGGAACAGACUUAGGACUUUAAAACUGGUGAAGUUGUGUGGCUUGCUAAAGGCAAUGUCUGGACUAUAAUUAAUCAGGAUACAAGUACACUCGUGGUUUGGGAAGAGUCCUCUCACUCAGUCCCACUAGCUCACCCCUUCAUGUCUCUCCACUCACUCACAACUGCACUUCAAAGCAGUCUUUCCCUCACCUCACUUUGCUGCUGCAGCAAGACAAGGACCUGCAUCACUCAGCUCCCGGUCCCUGUGGAUACCACUGUGGCACGUGCUCUCUACACAUUAAAGCACUAAACUAGUUUCACAUAUCUGUUGCAGAGCUUUAUCAGAAAUGCCAUUUAGGUAGCUAUCCAAAACUUAUAACUUUUCUUCCUCUGUGUACUGUGGUUAGUCACACAGAAGAAGUGCUCCUUUCAGCAUGGCCUAGGCUGGACACAAAUCUGCUCAGGGAUUCACUCAAAAGACCAGCUUUAGGCUAGGAAUAAACCACCAGGUAAAACAAAAUCAGGAAUGGCUUCACUGCACUGAUCCGAACAACCAGCAAUCAUUUCCAACCUUCUGCUCAUCUUUCCAGGCCCUGACUGCAGGCUCACAGCCUGAGGAAGGACACAAGGUACAACUGCAAGGUGGCAGUAGGUGAGAGGGCAGGAAGGCUUGCUUUAUCUGAACAAGCAAGCCAGAGAGAAGGGAAUAGGAGAUCACCAGUCCUGUGAAAUCCAGCAGAGAUAUCAUGGAGAAAAAGAACUAAGCAUGGCAAGUGUGUAAGAGGGAGAGAUACUGGCAGAAGAACCAGCCCAGAGGAAUGGCCUGCAGCAACAGAGCUCCAAGGGCACCAUGAGGUGUUACCAAGUGAACCCUCUGGCCACGCAUACCCAGAAACAUCUGACACAGCCAGAGCAACCUGCCAGCCCUGGGCAGACACGGCAGAGGCCUGGGGGGCUGGUGGGAAACACCGAUGCUGAGCACAAGACAGGGGACGGGGUGGGCAGGGACAACCCCUGAGACAUGUGCUGGGCCCACAGAGCUGCCAGGCAGCGCCAUGGCAGGGACGGCCCAGGGCCAUGCCAGCCCCGAGCAACGGGUUCUGGUGUUGCUAACAGCCCAAGCGAUGGGUUCCAAGGUCACCAAGGAAGGAACCAAGGUGCCUCCAAGCAAUGACUGUGGUGCCACCUGCCCUGACCGUUCAUACCUGGGCACGGAAUCUGACCCAGCCAGCCUGCGCACGGACUCCAGCCGAGCAGGACGCGAGGUGCGGAGUGCCAGGCCUUGGAGCCGGCAGUGAGCUGAGAGCUGGUCACAGCACUCAGUCAUUCACUCCAGAGCCACUGAAGGACAUUCCCCGGCCAUGCCAGGUUCAGGCAGCCGGGGCUUGAGGAAGGUGUGCUCACAGCGUCCGAGCAUGGAGGGCACUGCUGCAGAAGCAGCAAGGGGGAAUGGCUCACCAUCCCAAGUUCCCCCCAGCCCACUGCAGCGCGGGGGCAGCACAGACAAAGAGGUGGAGGACCGCUGUCCCAUCUGUCUGGACAGCUGGAGGGAGCCCAGCUUUGUGAUGCCGUGCCUGCACUGCUUCUGCUAUGCCUGCAUCCUGCGGUGGGCCGACAACAAAACCCAGUGCCCCUUGUGCAAGGGGAAGAUGACCUCCAUCCUGCACUCGCUGCGGGUGGAUGAUGAUUUUGAGGAGCGCGCCAUCACUCCACCUGUGACACCACCAGUAGUCUUCCCAGCAAGAAGAGCUCACAGAGAGCCAGAUGCUCCCAACCUCCAUCGCCCUGGAGCACAUCAACAGCGGGUGACAGCGGGAGAUGUCCAGCAUUUCGUGGGCGGCUUCCAGCUCCCGAACUGGAUGAGCUGUUUCUCUGCCAACUCAGCAAUACAACAGACCCUGCACUCAUGGUUCUGUCAGAGCUUGGAGAUGCUGUUUGAAACAGCAACCUCCAGGGCCCAGCACACACACAUCCCUGAGCAGCAGCGUUGCAGGGAGGACCGCCACCUGCCACACCAGCAGGACACCUGUGGUGCCACAGGGCAGGAGGACAGCUCUUCAUCUCUUACCCCUGAUCCAGCAAGAUCCAGUGUGGAUGAGAUGCCUAGCACCUCAUCUAGUGCCAUUGGUUGGGGUACAAGUACACACCCCUCUGCUUCCACUGCCAUCCAUGUGGAACAAGAGCCCCAGGAGGAACCAGAAAGGCUGUGCCCAGGCCCUCCUAAUUUCAUUAGGGACAGUGGUCCUUCAGCUGGGGAACCACGUCAACCACGAAAAAGGAGGGCCAGCAGCCCCAAAGGCUCUCCAGCUCGCAGGAGGCCACGUCACUGAGACUGGAGGGUGCCUCCAUAAAUUAGUUUCAGUUCCUGCCAAGGAGCCGGUAUUGGAAUCACAGAAUAUGCUGAUCCAUCACAAUCAUUGAGCCAAACUCCUGGCCCUGUGGAGGAGACCCCAAGAAUCCCACCAUGUGCCUGACAGCAUUGUUAAAAUGCUUCUUUAACUCAGACAGGCUCAAUGCUAUGACUUGUUCCAGUUAUCAACCACCCUCUGGGUGAAAACCAUUUUUCCUGAUAUCCAACCUAAACCUCCCCCACAGCUUCACAUCCUUUCCUUGAGUGCUGCUACUGGUCACAAGAAUGAAGAGAUCAGUACCUGCCCCUUUGCCUCUCCUCAUUAGGAUGUUGAAGAUCACAAUGAAGUCUUGCCUCAGUCUCCUCAAGGCUGAAUAAUAGUUAUAUAUAGUUAUGUAUGUAUAUAUAUAUAUAUAUAUAUAUACACACACAGAUAGAUAGAUUGAUAGAUAGUUAUAGUUACAUAGUGACAUAUUCACAGUUUUCAAAAUAAAUGAGUUUGUCUUCCAAAAACUGGUAAUUGGAGUCUUUU
This is a messenger RNA of Vidua macroura (Pin-tailed whydah), 5909 nucleotides long. RefSeq lists its product as uncharacterized. Gene Ontology annotation, biological process: protein polyubiquitination; protein monoubiquitination. The record is from RefSeq and is a predicted model, not a curated record. NCBI's taxonomy places the organism in Eukaryota, Metazoa, Chordata, Aves, Passeriformes, Viduidae. Gene Ontology annotation, molecular function: ubiquitin protein ligase activity. The transcript has 2 exons. Bases 4389 to 5357 code for a protein of 322 amino acids.